Molecule: messenger RNA, 3138 nt
Organism: Fraxinus pennsylvanica
Lineage: Eukaryota; Viridiplantae; Streptophyta; Magnoliopsida; Lamiales; Oleaceae
Source: the annotation of a GenBank genome assembly
AUGAGCAAAAGAGUACUCAGUAUUGCUCUUUUUUCUCCAACUCUACCCUUUUACUCUUUCAAAUUCUUCACCAGAUUCCUCAGCACUGACAACAGUCUACAAGGAUUAGUAGACCCAGACCUCAAUUUCCCUGGGAACGACGACUCUUAUUCACCCCAAAAUUCUCGGGCGCAAUCAGUUUCAGACCAAGACUUCACAUUUAUCAGGGACUCUUUGUCUGACUCUAAAGGUGAAAAGAAUGGGUCUGGUAAGUGCUCAAAUGAUGCGUUUACAAUCAUAAAUGCUAUAAGGACUAAUAAUGAUGGGGUUGGAGACAAAUCCCAGAAAUUUCUUAGGCUAUUCAGGGAGAAACUGAAUGAGAAUUUAGUUGUUGAUGUGCUAAAAAAUGUACAAAGUACUGAAUUAGGUGUCAAGUUCUUCGUGUGGGUAGGUAGGCAAAUAGGAUAUACUCAUAGUUUAGCUGUUUAUAAUUCUGUAUUAGAUUUAUUGGGUUGCGGUAAAUAUGACAGAAUACCGAACCAUUUUUUAGAAGAAAUUAGGGAUGAUGAUAGAGAAGUGCUUGGGAGAUUGCUUAAUGUACUGAUUCAGAAGUGUUGUAGAAAUGGGAUGUGGAAUUUGGCUUUGGAGGAGUUAGGGAGGCUCAAGUAUUUUGGGUAUAAGCCUUCAAGAGCCACAUACAAUGCGUUGAUCUUGGUGUUUUUGGAAGCAGGCAGGUUGGACACAGCAUUUUUACUUCACAGGGAGAUGUUGCAUUUGGGUUUUAAGAUGGACGUGCAUUUGUUGGGCUGUUUUGUGCAUUCUUUAUGUAAAAUUGGUAAAUGGAGAGAUGCUCUUGAGGUAAUUGACAAGGAAGAUGCUGUCCCCGAUACAGUGCUUUAUACAAAAAUGAUAUCUGGCUUGUGUGAAGCUUCUCUUUUUGAAGAGGCUAUGGAUUUUUUGAAUAGGAUGCGAUCAAAUUCAUGUGUUCCUAAUGUUGUGACAUAUAAAGUUUUGCUAUGUGGGUGCCUAAAUAAGGGGAAAUUGGGUAGGUGUAAAAGGAUUCUUAGUAUGAUGAUUACAGAAGGUUGUUACCCAAGUCCUAAAAUAUUUAAUUCUCUUGUUCAUGCCUAUUGCAAGUCUGGUGACUAUUCUUAUGCCUAUAAAUUGCUGAAGAAAAUGGCGGAUUGUGGUUACCAGCCUGGUUAUGUUGUUUAUAAUAUACUGAUUGGAAGUAUCUGUGGCAAUGAGGAAUUGCCAAUUCCGGGUGUGUUAGAAUUGGCAGAAAAAGCUUAUAGUGAUAUGCUUGAUGCAGGAAUAGUAUUGAACAAAGUCAAUGUCAGCAAUUUCGCGCGAUGCCUUUGCGGGGUUGGAAAGUAUGAGAAAACAUAUACCGUGAUUCAUGAAAUGAUGACCAAGGGAUUCAUACCUGAAACUAGCACAUACAACAAAGUCAUUGGUUUUCUUUGUGACUCUUCCAAAGUAGACAAGGCAUUCCUGUUGUUCCGAGAAAUGAGAAGGAAUGAUAUUGUUCCUAAUGUCUACACAUACACAAUUUUGAUUGAUUGUUUCUGUAAAGCUGGCCUUAUUCAACAGGCUCGCUGCUGGUUGAGUGAAAUGUUAAGGGAUGGAUGUACUCCUAAUGUGGUGACAUAUACUGCACUUAUACAUGCUUACCUUAAAGCACGGAAAAUGUCUGAAGCAAAUGAGCUAUUUGAGUUGAUGUUAUCAAAAGGAUGCACCCCGAAUGUUGUCACAUAUACUGCUUUGAUUGAUGGGUACUGCAAAGCUGGAGAUGUAGAAAGGGCUUGCCAGAUUUAUGCACGAAUGAGGGGAAAUGGUAAUUCCCAAGAGGUAGAUGUUUACUUUAGAAUUUCUGACGGUAGCAGUAAGGAACCGAAUAUAGUUACAUAUGGUGCUUUGGUUGAUGGUUUAUGCAAAGCACACAGGGUCGAAGAGGCCCGUAGUCUUUUGGAUGCAAUGUCGGAAGAAGGCUGUGAACCGAAUCAUGUUGUUUAUGAUGCUCUUAUUGAUGGCUUUUGCAAGGUUGGUAAGCUGGAAGAAGCACAGGAAGUAUUUGCUAAGAUGUCAGAACGUGGAUACAGUCCAAAUGUUUAUACUUACAGCUCUCUAAUUGACAGGUUGUUUAAAGAUAAACGUCUGGAUCUUGCUUUGAAAGUAUUGUCUAAAAUGCUUGAAAGUUCUUGUGCUCCCAAUGUUAUUAUCUAUACGGAGAUGAUUGAUGGACUUAGUAAAGUUGGCAAGACAGGAGAAGCUUACAAACUGAUGCUGAUGAUGGAGGAAAAAGGUUGUAAGCCAAAUGUUGUAACUUAUACUGCCAUGAUAGAUGGGUUCGGAAAAGCUGGUAAAGUAGAUAAGAGCCUUGAACUCUUACAGGAGAUGAGCACCAAAGGCUGUGCUCCAAACUAUAUCACAUAUAGGGUCUUGAUAAAUCAUUGUUGUGCUAUUGGACUCUUGGACGAGGCUUACCAACUUCUAGAGGAGAUGAAACUGACAUAUUGGCCAAGACACUUGACAAACUAUCACAAAGUCAUUGAAGGCUUCAGCAAGGAGUUCAUAAUGAGUCUCGGACUAGUUGAUGAAAUGGGACAGAAUGAUUCUGUUCCCCUUGUUCCAGUAUACAAAGUUCUUAUUAAUAGCUUUCAGAAAGCUGGAAGACUCGAAAUGGCUUUAGAGCUGCAUAAAGAUUUUUCUGCUGUGCCAUUCAUUUCACCUACUCACAUGAAUACAUAUUAUUCUUUGAUUGAGAGCCUCUCCAUUUCACAUAAAGUUGACAAGGCAUUUGAGCUGUACGCUGACAUGAUAGAAAAAGGGGGAACUCCUGAGUUGAGUGUCAUUGUUAACCUCAUAAAAGGGCUUAUCAAGGUUAACAGAUGGGAAGAUGCACUUCUACUAUCAGAAAGCUUAUGUUACAUGAAUAUACAAUGGUUGUCAAAUGAACAAACACCGAAGGGCAAGGACUUUAUAGGAAUCGUAUUUUCAAAAUAUGCAUUUAAUAACUUGCGGGGAAAUUCUUGUGAUCACAAUUUUGAAGUGUUCGAUUACCAUAAAUCCCAACACGGAAAAAGCUGCGUGAAUCUGCAACAGCUGGUUCUCGACCAGAAAUUCCUUUACCUAACAUCACCGGUGUACAGAAUCUGA